Molecule: messenger RNA, 1628 nt
Organism: Sesamum indicum (sesame)
Lineage: Eukaryota; Viridiplantae; Streptophyta; Magnoliopsida; Lamiales; Pedaliaceae
Product: cytokinin riboside 5'-monophosphate phosphoribohydrolase LOG5
Biological process (GO): cytokinin biosynthetic process
Cellular component (GO): cytosol; nucleus
Molecular function (GO): hydrolase activity, hydrolyzing N-glycosyl compounds
Source: RefSeq, a predicted model, not a curated record
UCUUUUGAUAAGAAGAUGAGGGUGGGGGUUAGAGCUGAAUAUACAACUAUACUCUUGUUUCUUCUUCUAUUGCUUCUUUCUGCAGGUAUAUGGUUGAGUUUCCCAAGUGCAAUUCCUUCACUUCCGCACUAUCCUUCUCCUUCUCCUUCUUCUCCUGCAAACACGAUACACGAUACAGUUAGAGAGACAAUGAUGGAUGAAAAACUUGUGAAAUCAAGAUUCAAGAGGGUCUGCGUCUUCUGUGGCAGUAGUUCUGGCAAGAGGGCCUCUUACAAAGAAGCUGCGCUCGACCUAGGCCGGGAGUUGGUUGCAAAAAGGUUGGAUCUUGUGUAUGGUGGGGGGAGCAUUGGGUUGAUGGGUUCAGUGGCUCAAGCUGUUCAUGCCGGUGGCGGACAUGUUCUUGGGAUCAUACCAAGAGCUUUGGUUGGAAAAGAGAGGACUGGUGAGCCUGUUGGGGAGGUGAGAAUGGUGGGUGGUAUGCACCAAAGAAAGGCUGAGAUGGCCCGCCAUUCUGAUUGCUUUAUAGCUUUGCCAGGUGGUUAUGGCACUCUGGAGGAGUUGUUGGAGGUCAUCACAUGGGCUCAACUGGGCAUCCAUGACAAGCCUGUUGGGUUACUGAAUGUUGACGGCUACUACAACUACCUGCUCACUUUCAUUGACAAAGCGGUGGACGAUGGGUUCAUAAGGCCUUCUCAGCGUCACAUCUUUGUGUCUGCCCCAAAUGCCAAAGAGCUGGUUCAGAAACUGGAGGAAUACGUGCCUGUGCAAGAUGAAGGAGUCGCCAAGUUAAACUGGAGCGUAAAAAUUGAACACCCACCUCCUCCACCUACACCAGCAUCCAAACAAGUGGGAUUCACAGCCUUGAAGAAGGCUGAAAUUGCUCUGUGAAGGAAAAAGGAGUAGACUUUGAUUCUAGAAAUAGUAAAACAGAUUUAACAAAAGUGGUAAUUAGGCGUCUUUGUUGGAAUCUUGGUUGGUACAUGCAUGCUCUAAUUAAUCACAGGGCCCACCAUAAUGGUGAUGUGGUGUAAAUUCAAGAAGAAGGAAGGGGAAGGGGACAUAAGUUAUUUUCUUCUUGUAUUUUUGGAAGUGAAAAAUAUGCUUUUGUAUGUCCCCUGGCCCCUGGCCUGGGUGUUGGAUAUGUUGAUAUUUUGGUAAGAAAGCAAGCAGAAGGAACAAAAGGAAUACAACAAAUUGUUGGUACGUAGCAGCUUUAUUCAGUAUAUACUCAGCUCAGCCUCAUUCAGCAUUUCUGCAUUUUUUGCCUGACGCCAGCCUUGCUGUUUUUCUUAUUUUAAACUAGUGUUUUUGUGGUGGGAGAUGAGAUGAUGGUUUAUGGGUUUUGCACCUCACCUUUUGUUUUGUGUUAUCUUGUGUUUGUGAUUUGCUCUCAACUCUCAAGCAAAGGACAAGACAAGUAGCAGUCUAUCACCUUUUUCCCACAACUUGCACAAAAGUAGCAGUCUGACCUCUCAUUUCUACCACUGCCCUUCAAUUUCUUCUUUCCUUAUUCCAAACAUAUUCAGCUUCCUUCUUGCUACUUUUAGUCUUGUACAAUUAUUUGUUACACAGUGGGGGUUAUGUUUGAGGGAAUAUGGAUAUGGAUCCAUUGGGCAUUGCUGCCCCAA